GGCCCCGCCGCCCGCCCGCCCCGGCCGCAGCCGCAGCCGCCCCGCUUCGCCCAGGCAAUGACAGCGGCUCCGGCCCCGUCCCCGCAGCAGAUCAGGGACCGGCUGCUGCAGGCCAUCGACCCGCAGAGCAACAUCCAUAACAUGGUGGCAGUGCUGGAAGUGAUCUCCAGCCUGGAGAAAUAUCCCAUUACCAAAGAGGCACUUGAGGAAACCAGACUCGGGAGGCUUAUCAAUGAGGUGAGGAAGAAGACAUCCAAUGAGGAACUUGCCAAACGUGCCAAGAAAUUGCUGAGGAAUUGGCAGAAGUUGAUAGAACCCGUAACCCAGAACGAGCCAGUGCCAAGGGGGCUGCCCAACCCGCCAGGAUCAGCAAAUGGAGGUGCCCACAACUGCAAACCAGACUCCCAACUUCCUGCUGUGCCCGGCGCCAAGCCCAUCAGCGAACUGAAAAGUAGGAAUGAUAUCCAGAAACUAAAUUCUCCAAAAACAGAGAAACUGGGAAAUAGGAAAAGGAAAGGUGAUCACAGGGACGGGCAUCAGGGCCCUCCUGCCCCAAAGGUCUCCAAAGCUAGUCAUGAAGUAUUACAAAACUCUUCGCCCCCUCCAACCAAUGGAAUUGGAGGUAGUCCUGAAAAUUUUCCUAGUCCUGUAGACAUAAACCUACAUGCAGGGCCUGAAAGCAGCAGGACAGAUCUCAGUGAAAACGAUAAACACAAUAAGAUCCCAGUAAAUGCUGUAAAACCUCACACCAGUUCUCCAGGACUUGUAAAACCUUCAAGCACUUCCUCGUUACUAAAGACCGCAGUGCUUCAGCAGCAUGAUAAAUCAGAAGAAGCCACGGGCCCCCACCAGCCCAAGAGCCCACGCUGCUCCUCCUUUAGCCCCAGGAACGUUAGGCAUGAUACUUUUGCUCGGCAGCACACCACGUACUCACCAAAGGAUUCGAUGCCCAGUCCAUCUCAAAGGUCUCAGUUCGCGGACGCCGCGCCGGUGCCGUCGCCGCCUCCAUCCCUGAUGCAACCAUCCACACCUCCCAUGCCAGCCAAGAGACUGGAGUUCCCUCCUCAGGCGGCCCCCGAGGUGGCACAGCACUGGCAGGAGCAGCAGGGAGCCCCCGAGGGCCAGCACAGGCACACAGCAGGGACACUUCAGCAGCACACGGCUCCCGGCUGCAAAGGCCACCCCGGGGAAUCACACAUGGGCUUCCCACAGGACACUUCCAGAAUGGACAGUGAUGAUGCUGCUUCAGGGUCUGAUAGCAAAAAGAAGAAAAGGUACCGACCCAGAGACUAUACAGUCAACUUGGAUGGGCACGUGAUAGAAGGGGGUGUGAAACCUGUGAGGUUAAAAGAGAGAAAACUCACUUUUGAUCCCAUGACAGGACAGAUAAAACCUUUAACACCGAAAGAUCCUUUGCAGGUAGAAAUCCCUGCACUAACUGAACAGCACAGGACAGAAACGGAAAAGCAGGAGCAAAAACCCAACCUGCAAAGCCCCUUUGAACAAACGAACUGGAAAGAGUUGUCCAGAAAUGAAAUCAUUCAGUCAUAUUUAAACAGACAGAGUAGCUUGCUAUCUUCAUCAGGAGUACAGACUCCAGGAGCUCACUACUUCAUGUCUGAGUAUUUAAAGCAGGAGGAAAGCACUAGAAAAGAGGCUAGAAAGACUCACGUUCUAGCUCCUAACAGCAAACCUACAGACUUGCCUGGGGUCACCAGAGAGGUCACGGGCGAUGACCUCGACAGAAUACGUGACCACAACUGGCCAGGCGUGAACGGUUGUUAUGACACACAGGGUAACUGGUAUGAUUGGACACAGUGCAUAUCCUUAGAUCCACACGGGGAUGAUGGGAGAUUGAACAUCCUGCCUUACGUCUGCCUAGACUGAGAGCAGUUCUGCUAAGCACGCUUUUUACACCUGCACUUGGCAGAACUGGCAGACACGAUGCCACUUCCAGCUGGAGAGAGCCUCCUGUCCUGGACAAACAGGCCCCACGAGCAGAGGGGGGGAGGGAGCUGGGCCUUUCCAGCUCGUUCCUUUAAAUUCUCCUUUUUGUGAAAUGCUGCUACCAGUUUACUAACAAUUGCAAAAGGAAGGCAUACGAAGGUUUGAUCAGUUGAGUUUAAAACUCUUAGAGCAAGCCAGCUAUAAAAAGUGUUAGUCCCCAAGAAGUGAAGAGGAUUUCCAGCACUUUCUGAAUGCCGGAAUCUUAUUACAGGCAGGUACAGAGAAAAAAAUUGUGGAAGUUACCUUAACAAAAUAUGCAUCUAUUUAUUUGACUUGAUUUGGGUUUUUAUUUGGCAGUGAGAUAUUCGAGAGACAAUGUGCAAAAACUGUAGUUUUAUUUCUAUCACAUCUCUGAAACAUGAUUGCGUUAUUUAAGAGUCAUGUGGUACGGAGAUUGGGUUUUAAACAGCAGGUGUUGCACUGCAGGCUGGGCCACCAGCUUCAGCUCAACAUUCCAUAGGCAUCCACAUAUUUUAGUCUGGUUUCAGUUUAAAUCCAGUCUCUGAGAAAUGCUGCAAAAACUAGAUGUUUAACGAUAUUUUUUGAUCCCACCACCACCAGCCAAAUAUUUUUCCUCCUUUUCCCUUCCUGCAAACUUAUAGGUAAAAAAGAAAAAGACAAAAAAAACAAAAAGGAAAAAAAAAAAAAGAAAAAAAAUCACCUUUUCUAGAAUCUAAAUGUAAUGAGGGUGCUACAAGUUUGUAACUGUACUGUGAGAGGGAAAAAGGAAGCCUGUUUGUAUGCUGGAAAUAUACUUGUUACCAUUCCUUUAGAUAUUGUUUGCCUUAUGGAUAUCCAUCAUAAACGCAAUUUGCAAAAACAAAGAGCCUUAGUGAAUGUACAGUAACUAGACUUCUGUGUUCCUGGGAUGCAGAAGGGAGCAACUUUGCUAUUUGGUCCUUUAAGUGGACACGUUGUGAUAUAAAUGUGGAAAUAAAAAAAAUUUGCACAAA
Messenger RNA from Camarhynchus parvulus, 2960 nucleotides. It is a transcript of the gene MED26, whose product is annotated as mediator complex subunit 26. Gene Ontology annotation, cellular component: mediator complex; core mediator complex; nucleus. Gene Ontology annotation, biological process: positive regulation of gene expression; regulation of transcription by RNA polymerase II. The transcript has 3 exons. Bases 58 to 1887 code for a protein of 609 amino acids. The record is from RefSeq and is a predicted model, not a curated record. Gene Ontology annotation, molecular function: transcription coregulator activity. Lineage: Eukaryota; Metazoa; Chordata; Aves; Passeriformes; Thraupidae.